AGCCCAUAUACAAAAUCAUAUAUUGUUCUUUCUUCUUCCCUCAACUAUACAAAAAAGCCAUGGCUAGCAACAACUUUUCUUUAAUUUUCUCACUUCUCAUCAUCGGUGCCGUUCUCUGCUCCACUACUACAGUUGUCGUCGGCACUCCCCCUGGUCCUCGGGGAGGUGCACCUUUUCCGCCUAUUCAUAAUCCAGUAGGAACCUCGCCACAGCUCAACAAGGUGGCAGGCCGCCGUGGAUUACUAAGUGUUCCUGGUGCUAGCCCUAACACUGAUUUACUUGCAAGCCCGUAUAAUAAUCUAGUACAAGUGUCGACACCAUCCUCCCUCAAGUCGCCAAACUCGCCAGCUCAUGGAUCACCAAAAGGCGGUAUACCGACGCCACCCUCCCCCAAGUCACCAAACUCGCCAGCCCAUGGAUCACCAAAAGGCGUUCCUGGUGCUAGCCCAAACACUAAUUCACUUGCAAGCCCGUAUAAUAAUCUAGUAGAAGUUCCGGCGACACCCUCCAAGUCGCCAGUCCAUGGAUCACCAAAAGGCGCACCACCUCGCGCUUGAGCGGCGCCACAAAAGAUAAGUAGAGAAGCAGUAAAUAAAUAAGCAGCCCUUUAAUUUGCAGACUACUUCACAGCUGGAAGGAUUUACUACUAAUCAUUAUGAAAUAUUUCCAGUUCAUCCAUCUAUCUGCACUCAGUGUAUAUAUAAUAAAUGUAUGCAUAUGCAUGUGGUGUUGUACUUUGGGGAAAAGAAAACAAAUGUAAUCCUACGUGUGUAAUUUGAUUAUAUUAAUGAAAAAAAAAUGAUGGGGUUGCUUUCAA
Messenger RNA from Ipomoea triloba (trilobed morning glory), 817 nucleotides. Its product is annotated as nascent polypeptide-associated complex subunit alpha, muscle-specific form-like. The coding region runs from base 60 to 557 and encodes 165 amino acids. The record is from RefSeq and is a predicted model, not a curated record. The transcript is spliced from 5 exons. NCBI's taxonomy places the organism in Eukaryota, Viridiplantae, Streptophyta, Magnoliopsida, Solanales, Convolvulaceae.